AUGACGACCAAUUUGUGGGUAGCUUUACUGAGUGUGAUUGUGGUCAUCAGUUUGCUACCCGUCCAGGGUGUCCGAACGCCGCUGUACAUCGGGGGCCUUCUCCCGCUCUCUGGUGGUUCAAGUCGGGAGUUUGGUCGAACCUCUUUCGUUGGUUCAAAACGAGCUGUUGAAGAUAUCAAUAAUAGAAGCGAUGUGCUGGCAGACUAUGAGCUUGUGUUGGAAUGGGCAGAUACAGAGCAAAACGUACCGAGUGCGCUCAACAGGCUUUUUGAGUUUCUGUAUACACCACCAGUUAAAGUCGCUAUCUACGGCCCGCUAAUGUCUUCAAUGACUACGGUCCUUGCAGAAGUUGUUGGCCAAUGGAAUCUUGUCGAGAUCUCCCCAGGCGCAUCAGCACCUAUCCUGACUGACCAUGAGAGAUACCCACAUGUCUAUCGAAUGGUCGUAUCCUCAGCGGCUUUCGGCUCUGCGCAAGCUCAGAUUGUCAGCCAGUUCGGCUGGAAACGAAUUGCUACGCUACAUGAAGCUACGGAACCACACAGGGGACGAAUCAAUCAGCUUCGGGAAGAGUCGGCGUUGUUCAACUUCUCUAUUAUAAUCGGAGAGAGUUUUCUUACCGACCCUUAUGAAGCUAUGGUUCUUCUAAAGGAAAGGGAUGUGAGAAUAAUAGCUACUAGUUUCUACGAGAACAUGGCUAGGAGAGUGUUCUGUGUCGUGAGUGUAAAACUUAUGUUUUAUAAGUUUAUCACAGUGAAAUAA
This is a messenger RNA of Asterias rubens (European starfish), 759 nucleotides long. RefSeq names its product gamma-aminobutyric acid type B receptor subunit 1-like. Gene Ontology annotation, biological process: G protein-coupled receptor signaling pathway; gamma-aminobutyric acid signaling pathway. NCBI's taxonomy places the organism in Eukaryota, Metazoa, Echinodermata, Asteroidea, Forcipulatida, Asteriidae. The record is from RefSeq and is a predicted model, not a curated record. Bases 1 to 759 code for a protein of 252 amino acids. Gene Ontology annotation, molecular function: G protein-coupled GABA receptor activity. The transcript has 5 exons. Gene Ontology annotation, cellular component: G protein-coupled receptor heterodimeric complex; membrane.